Myotis brandtii (Brandt's bat) is the source of this 1811-nucleotide messenger RNA. It is a transcript of the gene C1QTNF3, whose product is annotated as C1q and tumor necrosis factor related protein 3. The record is from RefSeq and is a predicted model, not a curated record. Bases 68 to 1183 code for a protein of 371 amino acids. The transcript is spliced from 6 exons. NCBI's taxonomy places the organism in Eukaryota, Metazoa, Chordata, Mammalia, Chiroptera, Vespertilionidae. Gene Ontology annotation, molecular function: protein binding.
UUUACGAACCCCAGCAACUGGGAGCUGUGCGCGCACGCAGUGCUGCCUGUGAUGUGGGGAGUGAUGAAUGGGCCGUUCUGCUUCCCCUCUGGCAUGCCUGCAGCCUAUUUACUACCCGGCCAAGUAUAAAACCGCGGGCCGGCUGUGCUCGGUCUCCAGCCCGGCGUCCCCCGAGGAGACCACGCGCCGGAGCCCGGCCGUCCGUCUUCCCCAGGAGGCUCCCGGCUUGCUGAGAACCAUGGUCCGUGGGCACCUGCUGGCUCUGUUUGUCCUCCCUUUUUGCCUGUGUCAAGAUGAAUACAUGGAGGUGAGCGGCAGAGCUAAUAACGUGGUGGCCAGAAUAGUGCAGAGCCACCAGCAGACCGUCCGUGGUGGCUCCAGGAGGGAGACAGUGAGAGAGCGGAGCCACCCGAGAGCGGGGACGGUGGCUAAUAACGCGUCUGCAGACCUAAAGCCCCCGAGGCCAGAUGAGCUCCCGCACCCCGAGGUAGAUGGCCUAGCCCCGAUCACCCCGUUCUGGGGCCAGUCUCCAUCGCCGGGAGGAGGGCCCCCAGACUGCAGCAAGUGUUGCCAUGGAGAUUACAGCUUCCGGGGCUACCAAGGGCCGCCUGGACCUCCUGGCCCCCCUGGCAUUCCAGGAAACCAUGGAAACAAUGGCAACAACGGAGCCACUGGCCAUGAAGGGGCCAAAGGUGAGAAAGGAGACAAAGGAGACCUGGGGCCACGAGGGGAGCGAGGGCAGCACGGCCCCAAAGGAGAAAAGGGCUACCCGGGGGUUCCACCGGAACUGCAGAUCGCCUUCAUGGCUUCCCUGGCCACUCACUUCAGCAACCAGAACAGUGGCAUCAUCUUCAGCAGCGUUGAGACCAACAUUGGAAACUUCUUUGAUGUCAUGACUGGAAGAUUUGGGGCCCCAGUAUCAGGUGUGUAUUUCUUCACCUUCAGCAUGAUGAAGCACGAAGACGUGGAGGAGGUGUAUGUGUACCUCAUGCACAACGGCAACACGGUCUUCAGCAUGUACAGCUACGAGACAAAGGGGAAAUCAGACACGUCCAGCAACCACGCAGUGCUGAAGCUGGCCAAAGGAGAUGAGGUUUGGCUGAGGAUGGGCAACGGCGCUCUUCACGGGGACCACCAACGCUUCUCCACCUUCGCAGGCUUUCUGCUCUUUGAAACUAAGUGAAUAGAGGACUAGACCAGCUCCACUUUGGGGAAAACUUGUAGCUGAGCUGGUAUUGUUAUGAUGUGAGGAACAUUAGAGUUAAGGGUUCUACAUGUUGUAUUUUUUUUAAAAAAAUUAUUGGUUACAUUGUUAAUCAUGCUACAGAUACGGCAAUAAUGUGGGAUGACUCAGGGGUUCAGAAGAAUCAAACACAAAACAGUUUUCCCAAGUGACCUUGUCUAAAACACUCACCACCUUUAUCACUCCUCCCCAGGCACCUAAAAGAGAGUUCCCCUCUUGGUACAGGUUGGAAACACUCGUUCCCAUCAGAGAGCUCAUUUGCAAAGAGUUUUGGCAGCUCUGUUUUUAAUUUAAUAGCAGCUCUCAGGAACCCCUGAAGCUUUGAGUUCAUCAUUAUAACUUUUCAGCAAAUAGGAUGCAGUGAUUAAGAUGGGGCUGAGGCAAGAGCAGGGGCACUUGCCAGGAUGGAGGUACCAGAAACAUGUGUAAAACCUAGACUGGGAAGUAGCACUUUGAUCCAGUGGGUCAACACUCACGAAUAAAGUACAGAUCUUUUUUAGUCAUUCCUGAUAGCUUUUCGAUAGCAAAACUAUUCUCAAUGCCCACACAUUAUUGACUCAUCCUUUUU